AUGACCCCUAUCCAGAGGCAUGCAAUACCAUUGUUACUGUUGAACUCCACCGAGGGGGACUUCACUUCACCCACCACAGUUGGCCUUCUUGACCUGAUGGCAGCUGCACAAACGGGCUCCGGGAAGACUUUGGCUUACCUUCUACCAACUCUCAGCAGGAUGAUGUCAAGUUACCCUUCUGGAGCAAUGACUGCACUGGUAAGAGCGUGGUGGUCCGGUUGAUGACGUGCCUAAUACUCCUGUCACUUCGUCCACUAAAAUCCAUCAGGAAACACUGAUUACUGCAAGGACUCUGUCUUUCCAGGUUCAGCAUCUUUGUAUCUGAGUGCAAAAUAAACCUGCUCUCACCGACUUCAGAAGUCACACUAAUUGUCAAACGCACAUUUCUAGGAAACCCUUUCGAUAUUUGGAGGGUGGGUGGCCGAGGAACCAAGUGAUGCAUACUUGCCGGCGGCUUCGUGCGGGUCUCAUUUCUAACGCUUUAUAACGGAUCAUUUAUAUUCGCUCCACGUUAAAGCCCGGUUCAACAACAAAGGCGGAUAUGGAAGUCUGGAAGUACUAGAUCUCGACCCCAUUGUCAACGCUAAAAUUGCCAUUAGGCAUGGUCACCCAGUCAGAGUCACUCACAAUUGCACUGACGGCUAGGUUGGCCGGGAUUUUGCAUAUCGCCAACGCUCGAGGUGUGCGAAUUGGUAGUCCCGAGUUUUGACAAAUAGUUUUUGUCGACUUACCUAGCCGACGUUGCCUUCAUCUUAGACUACUGGCAGACAGACCCCUGAUUGCUGGAUGUAGCCCAACUUGCCUACUACAUAUGUUUCUAUCGGAAGAAACUGGUUGUUGCAAGGGCUAUGCCAUUUCAGCCUCGUCCUUUUCGUAUAUAAAUGACGAAUAAGCCUGCACUCGCUAACUUCAGAAGUAAUUCCGCUUGUCGAACGCGGAUUUAUAGGAAACCGUUUUGACGUUAGGGGGUGGGUGACCAAAGAAUCAAGGGGUGCAUAUUUGUUGGUAACUUCAAACGAAGCUCAUUUUGGUUAAGUAUCGGCGUUGUGACUUCAUUUGCCAGUUUAAAUCAUUGUUAACUUUUUGUGUCACGCAUCAUGUAUGCCCGCUUCACGUCAAAGCCAGGUUCAGUGCCUUCAGUGCUCGAUAUUUUUUCUCCCUUUAACUCUUGCAUUUUCUUGUCUUUGGGUGUCUUAACAUCUACUGCAGAUAUAAGAUCUCAAGUUGGUAAGGAAAGGGUACCGGUUAAAGACAGCUGGAUUUCUUAAGUGGGAGGGGGUGGUCUAGUCAACAGAAAUUUGAAUAACUGUGGCGCAAGAGACACGAACCUUGACUCAGUCCGAUUUCCUGACUUCCAUUAACUACCCCAAGCAUCUACAGAGAGUGGCAUUUAAACCUUCAGCGACAGCACUGAGACUCAACUAGGGGUUCCAGUGCUUUAUAGAUGGACGGCGGCAUGUCGUUAAGGUCUACGCAUUCACGCCUGCUUCCACUUUUCCAAGGAUUUGGCAACUCCCUAGUUGACUUAUUCCUCACUUAUUCCCUUGUAGGCCGACAGUAACUUUACAAUCCAGUACCCAUCGGCCCUGAUUUUGGCUCCCACUCGCGAACUCGUCAAUCAGAUUCGUUUGGAGGCCAGCAAGGUUUGUUUGCGACUUUAACUCCUCCUCUUCUUUUGCAUAUGUGUUGGUCCUAGCUCAGCAUACAGCAACAGAGUCUAUUUUUUAGAAUUUUAUCUAUUGCUUUUCGCAAAAUAGCAGACGCACAUCAGUCAAUUUCCUCCCCUGACGCCUGUGACAACGAGAGUAGCGUACUUGCUGCCUUUACUGUCCUCUAGUCCGCAGUAAAUGUGGUGCGGUGUGAGUUAGGCGGGAAAGGAGUGCCGACGGGAAAAUUUAACAGAGGUAAGUCCAAUGCGAUCAUGCCUAACCUUUGAGGAAAGUAAGUUUAAGCGGCCUCAGUGGAAGCAUUUGGAAUCUCACAGCGUCCCAACCCUACCAUGUAAUUUUUGUUGCCAAAGCGCUGUGUCGUUACAUUCCUCUGGCAAGAGUUAGCAAAUUACGCAAACCUAGCGUGAACUAGGCGUUCAUUUUGGCGCCUCUAAAUUAAAGGCAUCCAAAAGCCAGUAAUUAUAUCAGAGUUCUCGAGUUUUUCCUACGAAUAGGGCGGACAGCUCCAACUGCCCAGCCAGAUUGAUUAGUCGUACGACUCAAGUCAGGGAGUCUGUGUGGUUCUUCAAGAGAAGUUUCUGUCUACCUCAUUUUCGGAGUAAAAAACUUCGGAGUGGAAAUGCAUUCUGGGGUAUUUUCUACAAGGAGGUUGAAAGGGCGGAAAAUGGCGUGACUAGCAAGUAACAAAUGACUUGCUUGAUCUGCUGCUACUGUAUCUGACGAUUGACUCUUGUAUGAGUUCGAAAGCUCGGGAUAAAAAACAAGGUGGUUGUUUGAAGUGUCAUCAGGCCCAUUCUGGUCGUUCUAGCCCUCGGCAAAAACCAACCGGCGUCCUCUAACUAAUUAUUUCGACUGUGAGUAGAAAGUCUCCUUAUCGCGCUGUUCGGCAGAUCAUGUUGGUGCGUACACGGAGACGAGAGAGAUGUUCGUAAAGCGCCCCUUCAGUCAUUCACAAGUCAUCCGGUCAUGGACCGGUUCCCAUACAAGUAGUGCUUGGUUCGCUUGUCGAGAGUGCGACCGCCACACCGUGUCUAUCAGAGUAGUAGCAUGGACAGCUGUGGUAUAGGGUGAACUGGGAGUUUACUUCCGGCAUAUUUAUUUUUCCAGCGCCUGAGGUGGGGGUUCGGACUUCAGAUAGGCAGCGGAUAUCCACGUUGUACUGAUGAAGACUGCGUGUUGUCAGACUUUAGGCACUAGGGUCCAAGAACGUUUGCACAUUCCAGCAUCCAAUAUCAGGAGUCUAUUCUCGCAUUGGGUAGUCUAGCCCGCAUGCUUCGCGCGCACCACCGGACCCGGGUUAUGGAAUGCGUCUGUUCCCGUGGAUGCCGUAGCAUGGGUCGUGAUACUGUAGUCGCACAUAUUUUCGUGAGGUCUUUUGGGGGUUUCGAGUACGGGGGUCCCUAAAAACCGUCCGAAUCGUUUGCUCGAGGUUGUCUCCCCUAGCGCUUUGGCUCAAGGACUUAACCUCAAGGCAGCUGUGGUAAGCGGUCCACGGUUGUCAUGUCACAGUGUUGUCAUUGGGCUUUUAGGCACUAUAACGCAGUCGGCAUGCCAGACUUUAGAUUUCCGUGUCCUGGCAGCAUUGUCGCUUCUAGUCCGCGACAGUUUAUUCGCCGGACCUGAGAGUCUGUUUAUUUCGCAACUGAUCUUCACUGAAGACCAUUCCAUCCGCCACCUGUGGACACGCCGGGUAACGAGUAGCUAGGCCAUUUGGUAGUCCGUAUUCCCGGACUCAAAUCAGGCGGAAGUCAGUCUAAUCUCUGAGGACAUGUCUGUCCACCACGUUUUCGGAGUAAAAGGCUUUUGAGUGGAAAUCGCCCCUACAAGUGAUCAAAAGAGCGGAAAACUGUGUGAAUGGCAGGUAACAAAUGGCUGCCAGAUCUGCCUUGACGGAAUUCAGCAUCGCUUUUACGCUACCACCUGGUCCACUGCGCGAAUCGCUGACACACUUGCAAAUGAAAUGAUCUUUAACGUUGCAGUUGUUUUAGCCACACUCCACGCUGCCGACUGAAGUCUCUUCGUCAAGUUGACUCAUGCCCUACUUUACUCAUUUCCGAUUUCUUAACUAUUCCCAUUCAUGUUUUUUCCUCCCCCCCACUUGCUGUCGUUAUAGCUCUGCUACAGGACAUACAUCCGCCCCGUCGCCCUCUUCGGCGGGGAGAGGCCAGAUCGUCAAGUAGCCGAAAUUGGGCGUGGUUGUCAUCUAACCAUUGCAACACCUGGCCGUCUGCUAGACUUCCUCGAUCGUGAACUCCUUAACCUGUCUCACUGCAGGCGAGUUUAUGCACCUUCUAAAAUUCCUUGAGUUGCCAAGUCUACUCCUGUUCAUCAAUCCUUUCCAAUCUCCGUCCGAUUACGGUUAAUACUAAUUUACGAUUCCCUCAAAUCCAACCAAUUUUAAAAUAAGAAAAACGACGCUCACGAGCUAAACAAUUUCUUAGGUUAAUUAGUGCACUAAACGGACACCACUGUGCUAUUCACGCCCUCCUCAAUGAGUGCCCCUGUACCAUUGUAUGUGCCUGAUCGCAACCGACAGGACAACGAGCCCCCGUGGCCCAGUGGUUAGGGCGUUGAAAUUCCAACCGACAGGUCGCGGGAUCGAUCCUCGGGGAUUGCGAAGUCUGGGUUUGGGUAUGGCUGGCUGAUGACGACCAAUAAACCAGAAACGGUCAGUAGGGCUUCCCAUGUCUUUGUCGGUAAUGCUCUUCUGCCGAUAUGCUGAAAAUCCUGCGGGAGUCCACUCCAUGGAUUAUUCUGUACCGGCGGCUAGAGUUGCGGUCAAGUGUCACGGUCUACCCCUAGGUCCUACUACCAUUCGGGCUUUUUGACCAGUAAUAUGUGAUGAUGAAUCCUGCGCGAGCUAAGCCAAAGUGAAUAGCAUGUAUCUGCGGUUGUUACACUGUUGAGGCCCUGUCUCAGUCAACUUUCGACUUCUACUUUGCAUUCUUUUUCUCCCCUCGUUUUUAUUCCACCUAUGUAGUUCAAUUGCAAAAUAUUCCAAUGUACCUUUUUUCAGUCAAGGUUGUUAGACGACAGGUUGGCCUACGCCUGAGAAGGCUAAACUACAAGUUGAUCGGUUUUUUACCGGUCAGGCAGUUCAUGAGUACCAUUACUGCUCAAACAGACCUGUUUAUAGGAGCCUUGCUAGCCGGAGUCUUGGCACCAUGACCUCCCCAGCCAGUCAGUGACUCCUAUGCAAGACCUCCGAGUUCCUGUUCGACGUUUAAUUCUGCGUUGACUUCCUACCUUAAACGCGUAGUUAUAACCAACCGCGACGCUGGUAGAAUUUUGGUCAAGAUCUGUCCUCUUAUUCGCGAUAGCCUCUCCUCCAGCUACGCCACCAGAUCAACGGUUUAAGAUACUAUGGGCGGUACGUGGAUGAUCUAUUCGCGAUUGUACCGAAACUGGAUGACAUAAAUCAGGCGUACCCAUCAAUAAAAUUCACUCUGGAAGAAGAACAGUACGGUUCAAAUAAAGAAUAUCAACAGCUCGAUCCUCGCGCACAUGGUAGACGCAGACCACCGUGUAGACGCCAGAGAGGCCUUCAGAGUGAUUUACAAGGUCCCAUCAAGCUAUCCAAAACUGCUAGGGCAGCGCUUGUUGGCUACGGCAGAGGCGGCUGCAAUUAGGCUACGCCGACCGGUCCUAUGCGCAUAGAAGAACUUCGUACAGGUCCCACAGUUACCGUGGGUCAAAGUCACCAAGCCAGCCAUCCGCAUGUAAUUACCUUCGCCGGGACCCACCUUCUCCCGGGCGCUGACUGGAGUUGUGGUGUUUCACUCUCCCCCUCCCCUCUCCAAACCCGAGCUACAGCUUAAUUAUCUACUUGCCCGUAUCUUUUAAUUCAUUACUUCAAUAGCCAUAUAAAUGUACAGGUCUGAAGAGAAUUUAUCGAAAGCAGACGUAUGCUCGCCAAAUUGCCUUUUGAAUCUCCUCUUAUUGUUAAUCCAACCGAAUAAUCUGCCCCCUGACACACUAGUUUUUCUACCCAGGACCCUGAUUAUUGACGAGGCUGACCGUCUGCUGGACAUGGGCUUCGAGCCCCAACUACGAAAAGUUCUUCAGUCUCCGGCCUAUGGGAUGCCGCCUGCCGAAGACAACCAGCGUCAAACUGCCCUCUUCAGUGCCACCUUUCCACGCGAGGUUGCCCUCUUGGCACGCGACUUCCUGCGUGGGCCCAGCUGCAUUUCCCUCAAUGUCAUACCUCAGGAACAGGCGGAAGCUGCCGACGCGUCGACUACGCCUCACCUUAUUGCGCCAGCAUGGGGAGAGGCUGUAAGAAGACCCUCAUCUGAGGAGACCCUGCGUCAACUGAAGGCCUCUGUGCCGCGAGAGAUCGUUCAGACAGUUGAGUGGAUCGAAUCGGACAUCAAGCUGGACAGGUUGAAACGUUUGACCUCCGUCAUCAACCGAAUCACACAGGAGCACUUGGAAGCUGUGGCCGGUGGGGAGGUUUUCCUUUUUCUUGACUUGAUUAUUUUUUCCCUCUAGGGGUUGCGGGUAUUUAUUGUAAGCCACAUAUAUACCUCGUAGAAGGAGCUCGCCGCUGGGAAUCGGAAGGGGUGUAGAGCUCUAAACAACGUCUUGAAGUUAGCUCGUCGUCCACAGUCAUUGCCUGUGGGAAUGCAUUCGAAUGUACAAUUCAGUCCUAGGCCUAGUCGUCAAGUCCCUGUUUACAAUCAGACUGUUUCGCCAUUCUCACUGUUGCAUCCCAUCUUAUCUCGCCCAACUCUAGACCAUUCUACCCUUUCCUGUCUCCGCUUGUAAGAUUUUUCUCCCAUGGGUCGGCUUAUUUCCCAAAAGGGCUAAUUCAAGGGUCUUCGAAUCACGCUGCCUCCUGCAGACAUGAUUGUUUGAGCCAUAGUACCCGUUAAAGCAUUUGAUGGCGGCGGCAGGCGUUUCUAAAUCCGGCCGGGCCCAAGCAAGUUAAUUAGCAGGACGAACCGAUGGGCGAGUGAGUACAUUUACGAUGAACUCACAGGGAGCAUUUGCCAAUGUCAUCGCUGGGGAAUUAGCCAAUUGGUUGGCGGGCACGUGGGCGCCUGUGAUUGGCUGUCUGCACUCAGCUGAGGUCGAAACUGAUGCACAAGUCGUGACCUACAGCCCGCGAAGGGGUAGACAGUUGAGCGAGCGAUGGAAUAACCGGACCAUUUACCGCAUAGGUCGAACAGCUUGGGCUUGUUUUGAGAGAUUUAUCUCCAAACCGCUUAUGCGUUUAGCAAAUCGAACUGAGUAAUUGAAACGUGCAAUCAAGAUUAGCAUGCACAGUGUCUUGUAGAGGCGAUUUUUGCAAGUUACUGCCUCUUGUUACAAUUGUGGGAACAACAAAGGGGCCUAGGACGCCUUGCUUCGGUCUAUGCACAGUUUGUGUAAGUAUGCCAUUUGUAGCGUUGAUUAAACUAACCUCUUCCUUUUUUCCUUUUCAUCCUUCAGCCAAAGCCGAGGCUCCUACAAACAUCACAAGAGUUCUGGUGUUUUGCAAUACUAAACGCGAGGCCGACAUGGUUGAUCAUUAUCUCACCCGUCAAGGUCUUAAGUCCGUAUGUGUACACGGCGGACGGUCACAAAAUCAAAGGACGCAGGGGGUCAGACUCUUCCGCGAAGGUCGUGUCAACAUCCUCGUGGCAACAUCGGUAAACCACUCCCUGAAGCUCAAAUUUCUCAUUUAUUCUGUAUCACACCAGCCCACUCAUGGUCGUGUUUGCAUCUGUGAAGCAUUUCCGGGGCUUUUAUCUAAUACCCCCAACACUGAUAUAACCUCGAUAUUAGUAGAAUUAGGACAGAGAAAAACUUUUCAGAGUAGCAUCGCACCCACAAGGCCAAGAAGUCUUGUUACCUUUUUCUUAAGAAGUGCCCGCUGUCUGUUACCCACAAAGCGAACGCGAGUGGAAUGACCAUUUCUGGCUUAUUUUCUGGGGGAGGGGAUUCGUGAUCUAACUCUUGGCCGCUCAUUAAGCCAGGCGAACACCCAGUUGAGUCAUGAACAUACGCCCGUCGGUGGUGUUUUUUUUAUUUGUUGCUAUGGCGCCGCCUGCGAGAGCUGUGGACUGGCGUUCCAGGACAAGACGAAACGUCCACUUUUUUUCCUUUAAAUAAUAUACAUCUGUAACUGCAAAUCCCAUGUUAUUUUUAGUACGAUUAAGUUUUCUUGGCAAACAAAUGAACCCACUAGCUAAUACCUGUGCUGUUAGUAUGGUUGUCCCGGUACCCUACAAUAUGCUCCUAGCAACCUGUCAGCUGUUGAUGCAUAUUGCGUGGUUACCCGCUGUGACUGAUGGACUUCGCCUCGAAUAUUUAUGCAUAAAAAUCUAGAUCUGCGCCUAUAGACCCAGAAUAUACUGACCUACUCCAAGUUCUAAGUUAAUUUCCGAGGAAAUUAAAAAGCAGCAAAUGAACCCACUACUAAAGAGCACCCAGAUCGACCUCUACCCACAGUUUUUUGCUCUGUCAGAUAGACUGUUUUUCUGCCUGUCAGGUGGCUGCACGCGGCCUGGACUUCCCCAGCGUGAAAGCUGUCAUCAACUACAGCCUUCCACUGGGUCUGGACGACUAUGUGCACAGAAUUGGACGGACUGGACGCAUGGGCAGCUCCGGUCUGGCCGUUACUCUGACCGGUCCGGAUGAGCUGCGUCGCGAGGCCCACUUACAACAGGUAGCCAGAGGUAUCUGCACUCUGGCCAGCCAAGGCAACUCCGCUGUCCCUCUCCCACCGGAAUUCAUCAGUGCCGCGAGAUGGCGCAAGGGCCAGGAACUGGAAGAUGCACCGACCUCUUUCAAUCGGCAGGCACCCUGUUCGCCAGUGCGUCUGAACAGAUUUAGACCUAAGCGGUCCUUUGGCCAGCGGACUUGA
Spirometra erinaceieuropaei is the source of this 8520-nucleotide messenger RNA. Lineage: Eukaryota; Metazoa; Platyhelminthes; Cestoda; Diphyllobothriidea; Diphyllobothriidae. The record is from the annotation of a GenBank genome assembly.